Peronospora farinosa is the source of this 765-nucleotide messenger RNA. The record is from the annotation of a GenBank genome assembly. NCBI's taxonomy places the organism in Eukaryota, Oomycota, Peronosporomycetes, Peronosporales, Peronosporaceae.
AUGCUCGCCUAUCGCUUGACCAAACUCACACGAUCUAUGGUAGCACCGCAUCAUUCACGUGCUCUCUCGUUGCUGGAACGCUUCACAUUGUCUCCUCAACCUGAAACUGUCAGCGACAUUUGGCGCUCUGUAGGUGCCGUGUGCUUCGAUGUUGAUAGUACCGUGUGCGUGGACGAGGGUAUCGACGUGCUCGCCGAGCACUGCGGCGCCGGCAAGGCCGUCCAUGAGUGGACCACCAAGGCCAUGAAUGGAAACGUCAAGUUUGAAAACGCGCUCGCGGCUCGAUUGGAAAUUAUCAAGCCAUCAAGGCAAAAUAUCCAGGACUGCUUGAAGCAGCACCCGCCCAAGUUCACGCCAGGCAUCAAGAAGCUCAUGGCGACGCUACAGGAGAAGGGCAUUGCCGUCUUUCUCGUGUCGGGUGGCUUUCGUCUCAUGAUUGAGCCAGUUGCUGAGAAAAUAGGUAUCCCUCUCUACAACAUCUACGCCAACACCAUUUUCUUUGACGACGAUGGAAACUAUAGCGGUUUUGACGAUGCGGAGCUCACGUCGCGCGACGGAGGCAAGGCCCAGGCCAUUGAAGUUAUCAAGCGCAUUCACGGCUACGAGAAGAUUGCAAUGGUUGGCGACGGUGUUACGGAUCUUCAGGCACGUCCGCCUGCUGAUCUUUUUGUCGGUUUCGGUGGUGUUGUCACUCGUGACGUUGUGAAGGAAGGUGCAGAUUUGUUUGUAACGGAUUUCGACCACCUGACCAAGUUGCUACAGUAG